AUGUCGGCUCCCAGAUCCCCGUACCGCCAGACCUAUCGUCAGUCGACCGGUUCACGGCGGCGAGAACCAACCCACCCCAUCGUCCCGCCCGAGAAGACACGCACUUCGGGCUACUCGGCCCGCGGGGAGCUACCAGUCCACAACGCCCGCCAUCACCGAGCCCCGCCCCCGGGAAGCAAGAUCAAAGUCAGGCCUUCUGGCGAAAGCGGCCGCAGAGGCUUCCAUCCCCUCAAGUUCCUAAAGAUAAUCUGGAAAUCCUCGAGUUGGGCAUCGCUUCUUUGCAACGUCUUCUGGCCCGUCGUCCCCGCCGCCUUUGUCAUUCGAUACACCCGCCCCAGCGACCAUGUCCUAAUCUUCGUUCUCACUUACAUGGCCAUGAUUCCCUGUGCCAACCUGGUCGGUUUCGCGGGUCAGGAGCUGUCCCGCAAGGUGAGCCACGUGUUUGGCGUGUUGAUCGAGACGACCUUCGGGUCCAUCGUCGAAAUCAUCCUCUUCAUGGUGCUUCUGGCAGGCGACCAGUUCACCGUUAUCAAAGCCGCCAUUCUGGGCUCGAUAUUGGCGACGAUGCUGCUGUGCCUGGGGAUGUGCUUUAUUGCUGGCGGCUUGCGACGAGAUGAGGCCGAGUUCAGUGAAACGGUCAGUGAGGCCGGCAGCGGCCUGCUGCUCACGGCAGGUGUCGCCUUGGCCAUCCCCGCCAUCUUUAGCUACUCCAUGGCCAAGUCGCUCACGGUCGAGGAGCUCGACAGCAAGACGCUCCACAUCUCGCGCAUCGUCUCCGUCCUGCUCAUGAUAGCCUACGGCGUCUUCGUGUGGUUCCAGGCACGGACGCACCACGGCAUCUAUGAUGCCAUCUUCGAGCACGACGAGCAGCGCGACCACGAUAAGCGCAAAGAUAUCAACAAGCCUAAGCUGACGCUGACCGAGUGCAUCAUCGCCCUCGUCAUCUCUAUCCCGCUCGUAACCUUCAUGGCCAUCUACCUCGUCGAGCAGAUCCACCCCAUCGUCCUGAGGCAUGGCAUCUCGGACCACUUCAUGGGCCUCAUCCUCGUGCCCCUCGUCGAGAAGGCUGCCGAGCACCUGACGGCCGUCGACGAGGCGUGGGACAACCAGAUGAAUUUCGCUCUCUCCCACGUCCUGGGCGCCACGCUGCAGACGGCCCUACUCAACGGCCCGCUCGUUGUCCUCGUCGCCUGGGGCCUGCACAAGCACAUGGACAUGGUCUUCGAGGUCUUUGACAUCAGCAUGCUCAUCCUGUCCAUACUGACGGUUGGGAACUUCCUGCGCGACCAGAAGAGCAACUACCUGGAGGGCUUCCUCUGCGUCAUCGUCUACCUCGCCAUUGCAGUUGCGGCCUUUUACUACCCCAACCCGCCAGGUCUCGGUGCGCACUGA
Colletotrichum higginsianum IMI 349063 is the source of this 1392-nucleotide messenger RNA. Its product is annotated as Calcium/proton exchanger. Gene Ontology annotation, molecular function: calcium:proton antiporter activity. The record is from RefSeq and is a predicted model, not a curated record. Bases 1 to 1392 code for a protein of 463 amino acids. Gene Ontology annotation, cellular component: fungal-type vacuole membrane. Lineage: Eukaryota; Fungi; Ascomycota; Sordariomycetes; Glomerellales; Glomerellaceae. Gene Ontology annotation, biological process: calcium ion transmembrane transport; intracellular calcium ion homeostasis. The transcript is spliced from 4 exons.